AAAUAACCUUGUCGACCGUAACACCUGGUUUCCUUUUCUGGUGCUCAGUAUCGUUGCUCUGUAGCUCUGACAGAGAGCGAACAGUCGCCCACAAUAGCCGGCUCUGUUGCAGCCCCUGCUUUAUCUCAUCUCACCGGAUCAUCCCCUCCAGUGCCGACCCGUGCGGGCUGCUGCUGCCUCCUGUAUCAUCUCACAAGCUGGAAACAAGGAGAGGGAUACGGCGAUCGUUCACUUUUUUUUCUUUUUUUUUUGGGGCUUCCAAAGAUCCCUAGACCUAUCAGUCUCAUGAUCCCCCCGCUGUCUUUGUUUGUGGUCGACCAGCUGGGGCUGCGUGAUGCUCCGCACCGGCAGAUGUGUGGAACGACACCGCUAAUAGAUGCAUGUUCUCGCAGUGGCCACGGCCCGAUGCUGAAAUCCCCACAUUCAUGAGAAGGCAAGAGGAAGCAGAUUACUGAGGGAUUAAGCACAUGCACGGUUAUGCAUGUGCAUACGCAGGGGACACCACGGUUUCAGGAUUUGAGUUCCAAUUUAACAGUGGUUGUCCCUGUGAAUGAACAUACUGCACUGACUGAGAGAGUCUCUGGUAUCAUGGAAGAAGAGGAGGAGCUAAAAGAGGCCCUUUGAAUGUAGACCUCAUGACACCGCCUUCUUUUUCCAUCCUCACCAUCAAAGGACUGCUCAACAAGUUGACAAGUGCAGCGCGGACCAUCCUCCUACCACUCUCUCAUGAUACGUCGACACACUUGUGGGAGCAGAGUCAUUCUCACACAAGGAUGUGAGGGUGUGUUAAUAAGAUUCUCUGACAUUGUGAAUAUCCGUGCAAAAGAAACCACAGACAGAGAAUUUUUAGUUUUGCAGACUGCAGCACAAGAUGUCAAGUGUCAAGACGAAGACGCUGACAGAAAAUCUUAUAUUUAAACCUGUGAGCAGCAAAUGCCUUUGCAGCACAUUUUAAAACAGGAAACAGUAGCAUUUCUGAUACAUCGAGAUUCAUUUCUGUUAUCAGCUUACAUUUUGUGACACACACAUUUCUUCUGUUAAACACCCCAUGAAUAAUCCAAGUAUUUUUUUUAUUUGAAAUCUUACAGUUUUCUUGGUUUAGGUCACAAGAUCAAAAGAUUCCCCAGUAAAAACUUUGUAAACUCAGUUUUUGAAAAAUUGGGUAAAUCUUUCCCUACAUAAGUAAAUAAAAAAGUAAGAUUAUGCACAGAAACUUCUUGCUGGCCCUGUGGAAAACAAUUGUGUUUGUUUUUAAUUUUUUGUAAUCAUGAGUAAAGGCAGACAUUAUAUUAUAAUGUUUGAAACGUAAUUUAAAAUGUUAUAAUCCAUUUACAAGCAUGAGUUCCAUGGACAAAAUAAUGUUUCUGCUCACCAGCAUAUGAGGAUACAAAGAAUGAUCACAUUUAUCAGGUACUUUCAGAAGAAAUCUAUCCAAUAACAGUCAAAUGUUUCAUCAGACUGAGUUGUAAUGGCAGUCCAGGACACCCCUCACUUUCCCUUUGGCUUUGAACUUAGUGGUCACUUUGCUGACCCCCGGCCUCUUGGCACAGGUGUCACCGGCCUGGUCCUCUCAGCUGUGGACCAACGCAGCGGGCGGCGUGUUGCAAUCAAAAAGCUGGUGAUGCGGGACAUUGUGACAGUAAAACACGCCCUUCGAGAGGUAAAAAUCACCUGCCGUCUGCACCACGAGAAUGUUGUGCAGGUCCACGAGGUUUUAGCACCGUAUGGACGACCUCUGCCUCAAGACCAAAGCCAGCUCGGUGCUCUGUACAUCAUCCAGGAGUGUAUGGAGACUGAUCUGGCUCGGUUACUGGAGCAAGGACCAUUACCCACAGGCCAUGCCACGCUGCUGUUCUACCAGCUGCUGAGGGGACUGAAGUUCAUCCACUCAGCCAACGUCCUGCACCGAGACCUGAAGCCUGCCAACAUUUUCAUAAACACGGACCAGCUGCUGCUCAAGAUCGGAGACUUUGGUCUGGCCAGAAUUGUUGAUCCUCAUUAUUCUCAUAAGGGCUAUCUGUCCGAGGGUUUAGUAACCAAGUGGUAUUGUUCCCCUCGUCUGCUCCUGUCCCCCAACAAUUACACCAAGGCCAUAGACAUGUGGGCGGCGGGCUGCAUUCUGGCUGAGAUGCUCACUGGCUGCACGCUGUUUGCAGGAGCUCAUGAGCUGGAGCAGAUGCAGCUGAUUCUUAACACUGUGCCUGUGGUGAGAGAGGAGGACAGACAGGAUCUGCUGCAGGUGACACCUCAAACUGUGCUGCAGCACAUGAUGCCUUCGUAUGUCAGUCAUGGAUGGAGAGUCAGGAGACCCUUUUCUGAAUUGCUGCCUGAAGCGGAUGCUCAGGCUGUGGACUUUCUUGGACUUAUUUUGACCUUUAACCCCAUGGAUCGUCUGACAGCUGAGGAGGCGCUGUCGCACAUUUUCCUUCAGCAGUACUCCUGUCCAGAAGAUGAGCCCACCUCAGUGCAUCCCUUCCACAUUGAGGAUGAGUUGGACAGCAUCUUAACAGAGCAGAGCUUUAAUAAGAGCAACAGUCAGGCCUCAAGCAUUCACUGGGACAGUUUAUCAACAGAUAUGUGUUGGCAACAAUCAGAUGGGAGGUGUCACUGCAUGCCCCCUGGCCACAUACCCUCUGACCUGGGAGACACCACAGAGGAUGAGGAGGUGCAGAGAGACCCCCGGGCUAGUUCCAGAUCAUUAUUAGAGGAGGCACAGGUUGACCCUCGCAAAUAUUCCCACAGCAGCUCAGCAGAGCGCUUUCUGGAAAACUCUCACCCCUCUCUGGAAAGAGUCUGCGGCCUGGGAUAUGGGGAGCUCGACUGUGGCCGUUCUUGUGAUUACAAAGUGGGUUCUCCUUCAUAUCUGGACAAAAUUGCCUGGCGGGAGGGAAAGCCGCAACACUACUCGGAGCCUAAGCUGAUUCUGGAUCUGUCUCACUGGAGGCGGAACACUAACUGCCUCGCUGUGCCUGAUGAGCCUGCUGGUGCCAGCAUGGAGGACCCUGGUGAUAUGAAAGAGCAGGAAGCUGAAGAGAAAAAAGAGGAGGACACAGAUGAUUUGUUCCAGGAAAUUUCUCGUUGGGUGGAGAGCACUCAGUCCCGACUGCGCUCAUCCAGCCCAAGUCCUUCUUUUGAGCAGUGCUCACCCUCCUGCUACACAUCGUCCCCUCCGCUCCCGCUCUCCCCUACUGACCUCCCAACACCAAUCUUCCACUACACAGAGGUUAUGCAGCAACCAUCAGCUGAAUAUGAUGAGGACAGACUGAGCCCCUUAGCUGCCAUUACCUCUUCCUCCCAUACCCCUGCCUUUCUUAUACCCUCAUCUCCCACAUCUCCUCUUGCUCCUCAGUCACCUCAAACAGCAUCACUUCCCACCACACCGCUGUUUCGACCACCACAGUUUCAGGCCCUUUCGUCUACCUCCUCCAUAUCUCAGCCAGCGAAGGCGGACUCCCAGGAGUCCCUGCCUGUCAAACAAAAAGAGCGGGUAUUUGACCUGGACAUGUUUAUAUCCAGAGCAUUGAAACUGUGCCGGCAGAAUAAGGAGAAGACAAAUGUGAAGAAAGGAAAAGACUCAGGGUGGAUGGAAGAGAGCAAACAGCCAAGCAUUAAACGAAAAGUACCCAGGUUUCCAGAGCAAAGGACUCCAUCACCACAGACUCCCAACUCUUGAUGUGGAAUUUCAACUUCAGUAUAUGCUGCCUAAGCAUUUGUCUGUAGCAGCUUUUGUCUUUUUAGCACCUUUGCAAAGACAAAUCGAAUGCUGUGACAAGCUUUAGCUUGAACAAGCAACCAUGCAGCUUUGUCAUGAGAUAUUGUCAGGCAAUAAGAGGUCAAAAGGAAUUUGCAUUGGACAUAAGAGAAACAAAUAUUUUGUAAUGACACUGGAUUUAUUAAUGAUUUGCUCUUAAAAAACAAUUUCAAACUAAAUAAGCUGAACUACAAUUCUGGUUUUGACCCCACAAAUUCCCACAUUAAAAGUAGAAGAGCUUUGGUGGUUGAUUUUGUAACAAUGACAUCAAAACUGCUGAUUAUUGCUAAUUCUCAGCUGAAGUAGUUGCUUAGAAUUAAAAGUUGUUUUUGUAUAAUAUUCUUUUAAAUCUUCAAAUAACAGUCUUCCAUUAUGAUAUUCACAAAAAUAGGAAAAGUGACAAAUGGAAGCGUGUCCGAAUGUAUUACCUGAAAAAACAAGUCAGCCAAACUUUGGCAUCAAACAAGUUUUUAUGUGUUGUUGCUUUGAUAUUUCAAAAUUGAGGUAUUGAAUAUUUGUCAUUGUAAACAUGUAAACUCAUCAUAUUUGCUUUUCUAACAUACAAGAUAUAAUGACGGUAUUGUUGUGGUUCAGAUAUUCUUGCAUUAAUUUAAAAAUGAUAGGAUCUUCAAUUUGACUUUAGUUUGGCUUUAGUUUUAUCAUAGGUGGUUUCAACUCUCACUGAGGUGCUGAAUCAUAAUUUUCCAUAUAAAAACUUUGCCACUUUUUACUGAUUUUCUGCUUACUUUAGCCACAGGAUCCUUUGAUUCAAACAGCAGCAGCUUAUGUGUCAGAGAAUGUAGAACUUUUACAAACAUUUCAGGAAAUGUUAAUUCUCAAAAUUUCACAGUGCUGCUUUUCAGCUUUGAUAACAGAAGGGAAUGGAAAAAUAGUAAAGUGAGAUUUCAGAUAUCUUUCUUUCAUUCAUGCUAAGCUGCUUAUGUUUUAUUUAUUUUUGGAUCUGAUGUCUCUCAACAAAGUUGAUCGAACAGCAUUUACAUUUAGGUGUGCAGAAUACUGUUUGUUGAGUCAUGUUGUCUUUCAAUAAUGUGCAUUUAGAAUUUCCUUCAAUAGUCGAGCUAAAUAGUUAGUUUUGAUAGCAGAGCUGGUGCAGGAAAACAGAGAAAUGAAUGCUGUCUUUUUCUGUUUCAUGCGGAUGUUCAAAGGUUGUUGCACCUAUACAGGAUUCCAGCUAUGGGGAAAGGCAGAGGCACAACUGCAAAGUAUAUAAAAACACACUGCCAGCAACACAGAAAAAGAAGAAUGUUUCAUCAUCUUUCAUCACACUCAUGAUUAACCUAAACAUAGUUAUUUUUUCAAAAGAUAUGCAGCGACUGACAGUGUAUUAAUACACAGAAAACAGCUGAUUUCAUCAUAUCUGCACUGUGCCCUACAUACAAUACACAACAUGACAACAGAUUAUCUUUUGACCAAUUUUGUUUGACUUCUAAGGGGCACGUAAAAAUGAACUGCAAACAAUACUAACUAUGAGACAUCAAAGCCAGGUAUUUCUGUAUAAUCUUAAUGAAGCACAUAUAGAAUAACAAGCACAGUCAAAAAUGUAGGAACCAUAUACUAAAACCUAGGAUAUGUCUAACUCUACCAUCAUACACGUCAAUAAUGUACUUUUUAAAAUGUAAUUAUGGCUAGAUUAUUGGAAAAGAAGUACUCAAAGAAAUCAAAUUUUGUCAGUUUUGUUAAAAAUGUCAAAUGCAGUUCCAUUAAUUACAAACGCGUGUUUUGCACAAAUCUAAAGAUUAUAUUUGCACUACACAGCUUCCAUUGUAGGUAAAUUAAGCCUGCAAUGAUACCAUUCUUAUUAGAAAAACACACUUUAACACAUGUGAUUACUGAGCCGAAUAUUAUUGCCUGCUUUCUGUAAAGCAAUGCUGAAAAUGUGCCUCUGUACACCUCAAUGUAUCCAGCUUGCUGAAUGUAAUGUGUGACCUCCUCUCUGCAUGAGCAUCCGAAUCAUUUAAAAAUUCUUUCUAUUAUGCAUCACUUUGUGAAAGUCUUUUAUCUCUAUUGUAUUUUCUUCAUGCUUCAAGGAGCGAUCAACUUUUCCUACCAAUUCAAUAUGCCUUUUUUUUUAGUGUUUAGUUUUGU
Messenger RNA from Menidia menidia (Atlantic silverside), 5857 nucleotides. The record is from the annotation of a GenBank genome assembly. Lineage: Eukaryota; Metazoa; Chordata; Actinopteri; Atheriniformes; Atherinopsidae.